Molecule: messenger RNA, 952 nt
Organism: Vicia villosa (hairy vetch)
Lineage: Eukaryota; Viridiplantae; Streptophyta; Magnoliopsida; Fabales; Fabaceae
Exons: 2
Coding region: 59-724 (221 amino acids)
Source: RefSeq, a predicted model, not a curated record
UAGGGAGAAAUAUGCUUUGUGCUAUGGUUUUCCUAUUAGUCCUAUAAAUGGACAGGACAUGUGGCCUAAUGUUGAAAGUGAAGAUCUAUUGCCUCCUGACUUUAAAAAGGGUCCUGGUAGACCAAGGAAAUUGAGGAUUAGGGAAACUGGAGAGGAAGGUGCUAGGAGGAGGCUACCUGGUGUGUCUUACAGGUGCACUAGAUGUGACAAGAUUGGGCAUAAUAUCAAGUCAUGCAAGAGCAAGGUGCAAGAUCCAAGUGCCUUGAAAAGAAAGAAAAAAGGACAAUUGAGGGCUGCUAAUAAUGCAAGUGUUGACACAUGUGAAGCCAAUCCAACUGCUACAAAUGAGGUCAAAACAAAUGUGGUGAAAGAGGCCAAUCCAAAUGAGGUCAGAACAUGUGAAGCCAGUGCAAGUGAGGGCAAUCCAAGUCAAGGCAAGCCAAGAGCAGUGAAAACCAGUCAAGCCAAAACAACACCAGCUGAAGAAAGUGCCAAAAACAAGGGAAAAGCUCAAGUGAACCCAGUGAGAAAGAGGGUCAGUGAGAGAAUUAAGGAAAAUUGGUUUAAAAAACCAAAACCUUUCACAGGCCCUGGGUCUGCACCAGAACAACCAUUUUUGAUAACAGAGGAGGGUGAUGGCAAUGACUCACAAAGGAAGAAGAAGACUACUCCUAAGAAGACUAUGAAGAAGACCCCUAAAAAGAAGUCUAUCAAUGACUUGUAGUUUACUAUGUCUGUUUACUUUGUCUGUUGCACAUGUUGGUGCCUUUUGUAAUGACUGAAUUGCACUAUGUCUUUGUGUAUUGACUGAAUUGCACAUUUUGGUGCUUCAUGUGGUUUUAUGGUUUAUGCACAUUUGGUGCUUUUCUUGUAAACAGAAUUAUGCACAUUUGUGCUUUUAAUGUCUUUUGGUAAUGAACUAAUUAUGCACAUAAGGUGCUUUUGGUAUCAA